GAAUGGUAGGUUUGAAACAUGGUUAGUUGCAUGUUUGACUGGCAGCCUUUCUAUGUGAAAGGCUGUACAUUUUAUCACACGAAGCUUUUAGAUUAAAGUCUUGAAACUGAAUUCUUAAGGACUAAGGCAAAAGCUAUAUUCCGGCAUAGAUUUCUUCUCUUAUAUGUGCCACCAGACUAGUUUCGUAAGUUUCUUCUAAAAUCGGGUGCAUCUCAAGGCUUUUAAAAUCUCUUGCUUUGGCAUCUCUCUUGGUGGUAUUGGAGGCUGCAGCUGUGGUGGUAGACUAGUGCUAAUUGUGUAGAACUCAGCUCUAGUCUCUAAAGAUGGGACCUGGUGGAGGUGGUGGCGGUGGCGGUCAUGGGGGUGGUGGUGGCGGUCAUGGUGGAGGUGGGCCUGGUUGGGGUGGCGGUGGCGGUGGCUGGGGGGGCGGCGGCCCUGGAGGACCUGGAUGGGGUGGUCCUGGAGGACCUGGCUGGGGUGGGCCUGGAGGUCCAGGCUGGGGCCCUGGACCUGGAGGUCCUGGUUGGGGACCUGGCUUUUUUGGUGGUUUUGCUGAUGGUUUAUGCAACAUGGUAUCUUCAGUAUUAUCCUGCCUAUGCUGUUGCUGGUUGCUACAAGACUGCUUUGGCGGACCCCGUGGCCCAUAUGGCCCAGGAGGGCCUGGCGGGCCUCCACGUUUCUGAUUGGUUUAUUUUUACUAUACUGCAAUGCUCAUGUUUUACUUGAGUCCAUGUAAUAAUGUUUGGUUUUAUGAUAUUCCACUUUAUAUCCUUUUUUUUACUCUGGAUUGUGAAAAAGGGAAACGAAAUGAUUCUUGGAUAAUACAGUUUGAGAAGUACCUCUUUUUUUC
This is a messenger RNA of Quercus lobata, 850 nucleotides long. RefSeq names its product glycine-rich cell wall structural protein-like. Lineage: Eukaryota; Viridiplantae; Streptophyta; Magnoliopsida; Fagales; Fagaceae. Bases 324 to 683 code for a protein of 119 amino acids. The transcript has 2 exons. The record is from RefSeq and is a predicted model, not a curated record.